AUGUCGACCCCAUCCGGCCCUGCACGGUGGUGCGCGGUGCUCGACGCCUCGAAGGGUCAAUAUGCUGCGGAGCAAGUGCCGGCAUUACUACAGCCGGUCGCCCCUAUUACGCUUCGCGCUCGCAUCCAACGUUCGCCGAAUGACACUACGACCCCAACGGACAACUCGUUCUGGGCCGAGGUGAUCGGCCCCUGCCCUGCGGAUGAGCUGAUCUGGCAACUUUGCUAUCAGCUAGGGGAGGACCCGACGGAUCCUGCCUGGCGAGCGCAUCUCUCGCAGGAUUUCCCUAACGCAACGGAACGCUUCUUUACGGCCCUUGAGGCACGUCAUACGCCAGCGAUGCCCCCCGGGAUCGUUCCCUAG
Molecule: messenger RNA, 363 nt
Organism: Penicillium lagena
Lineage: Eukaryota; Fungi; Ascomycota; Eurotiomycetes; Eurotiales; Aspergillaceae
Exons: 1
Coding region: 1-363 (120 amino acids)
Source: RefSeq, a predicted model, not a curated record